This is a messenger RNA of Verticillium alfalfae VaMs.102, 2907 nucleotides long. Its product is annotated as mediator of RNA polymerase II transcription subunit 16. Gene Ontology annotation, biological process: positive regulation of DNA-templated transcription. Gene Ontology annotation, cellular component: mediator complex. The record is from RefSeq and is a predicted model, not a curated record. The transcript is spliced from 8 exons. Bases 1 to 2907 code for a protein of 968 amino acids. Gene Ontology annotation, molecular function: protein binding. Lineage: Eukaryota; Fungi; Ascomycota; Sordariomycetes; Glomerellales; Plectosphaerellaceae.
AUGCCUCUCAUGCUUGACAACCCCAUGGAGACGACCACUCACGACGGAGACCAAGUCAUGAACCAUGACGCCAUAUCCGCCGGGGAUAUUCCCAUGAACGGCCCAAUGCAGGUUGAUGGUCUCGAUGUCGAUGACCUUUUUGGCGAUGGUGUCAACCUCACCCUACCCAAUGUACGAGGGCCUAGUCGGCAGCUCGCUCAGCGUGUGGAUGAGAUGAGAACUCGAGGGUGUGCUCAAGGCAUCGCCUGGUCCAAAUCGGGAACCAUCGCCUACAUCUCACCUGAUGGCAGAUCCGUUCAAGUCAGGUAUCUGCGGGCCGAUCCCAAGACUGGCGGAUGGGGCCUCAGCGAGCCUACUACAGUCGACGCCAUCACCGCCAGCCCGUCUACACCAAUAGUUCACCUCGCAUGGGCCGCUACCAGUAGCAACGAGCUCGCCGUCAUCGAUGCCGCCGGUCGCGUUGCCAUAUUAGCCUUCUCCGUCUCCCUCAACCGCCCCUUUCUCACUCGCAAGUGGGAUGCCGAUCAUGUCGACGACCUCCAUGCCAUCGCCGGCUGCUUCUGGCUGCCCCUCGCGUCUCAGCACAAAAAUUACCACGUCUUCCAUGGGCCUGCUGUCAAGGAUGCCACUGCUUAUCGCUACGAGAGUUCCUUUAUUCAUGCCUUUGGCCCCUGGCAUCCUAAUCCUGCCAAAAGCGCCCUCCUGUGCGUCACGACGAGUGGCAUGCUUCGCUUGUUCUGGAGCCAGAGUAAUAACAAGCUUGAAGAAACCACAUUGGAGCUUGACAGCUUCAGCUCUUCAGACGACCUCAUCACACAUGCAUCCCUACACAGCGACAAGAAUCACAUGUAUGUCGCCUUGGCGACUGCCUCCCGCCAGCUUCGACUGGUCCGGCCCCUGAAUCCUACCAUGACGGCAAAACACCUGGCAAUAUCCAGCUGGAUGCCCAAUGGGCAGAGCGGAAACCCCAUAGAUGCCUCCAUGACGCAGAUCUCCCAUAUCGAGUUGUUACCUUCGCAGCUAGACAACACUGGCCACAACUGGGUCCCCAUGAACGUUCUCGUUGUUCGAUCUUACCUCCCCACAGCUGACAGCCCCUUCCAAGAGAUGCAGAGCGUCAUAGAUCGGUGGGAAGUCGGCCAUGAACCAUCUCCCGCCCUGCACCCUGCGUUUGAGCAGAUGGGCAGCCGCAGAAACAGCAGCGCCGGCGGGAACGACAAGGAUCCCAACAGACUCAAAAGACUGGACCCAGUGUUCAUCAACAAAGUCAUUGUCGGCAUGCAGACCAUCCACUUCGGAAAGGCUGUCUGCGUAGCCUUUAGUGAUGGCUCCGUUGAGUACCGCGACAGGUUCACAAUGCAGGAGACGUACAACGAGUUGAGCCUCGACAGAGUCAUGACCCUCAACCAGGUCGGCUUUACCUUUGCUGAGGGCACACCAUGCCUUCAAGUCGCAUUCUCGCCUACCAACUGCUCGGUCGCACAAAUUCAAGAGGAUGGGCAAGUGAAGUGGAAUGGACUACAUUAUCCGCUGGGUGACAUUGGAAACUCCAACCAAGACGUACGCUGCAGUCAUCGCGGCUCUCACAGUAGCCGCAUCAGCUGCAACGUUCUACCAGCCUUCACACGAGACUGGGUUAACGAGCUUGUCCGGAUGCUCAAAGUACCCGUCGACUACUCGGAGGAAGCUCAUCACGAAGCCCUCGUGCGUAAUAGUUCACUGCAGCUUUGCUUCAGUAUCCUUAACCACCUAGGCUUCAACGGAGAGUUCAACCCGCGGUCUUCCAGCGGCAAGUUCGCCUUCCUGUCGCUCAAUAUCAGAAAUGUCGUCAUCCUGAUCACUAUCGCGAGCAACACUCCUACCAACAUGCGGGAGAAGCUGAAUCCCCUGGACGAACACGAGGUCAUCGAUGCCCUGUGCGGGUGUGCGCAGUGGUCUGUCGACUUGCUCGCGUAUCUUGCCGAUUCUCUAUUCGCACUUCUCGACGACCCCAAAUUCACCGAACUUCUGCAACCACGAAACUAUUCAGAGAUCUCCAACUACCUCCGCUCCCGAGCUGAUCCUUCUCUUCAGCUGCUCCUCUGCUCCGCCACGCGCGGAUUUCUCUCCGCCGUCUGUCGUCGGCUGACGCAUCUCGACCAAAUCUCGCACCGGGCCAUUGAGUUUUACGACCGUCGCGCUGCCAUGCAGAACGCCACCGACCCCUCGGGCCAGUCCAAGGUCGCCACCAUAGCCCUCAACAAGUCCUACCAGAGGAUGCAGCACAUUAUUUCCAACAGCCACAUCAAGGUGCAGGACUUUGACCACCUCCUGACCACGCUCACGAGCGACAUCCGCUCGACGUACCAGACAGCCUUUGCCGGCCUCGCCGCCCAGGCGCAGCAGAAGAAUGAAAGCAACGGCACCGCCAACACCCAGCAGGGCCAGAAGCAGAUUGAUGCCCAGAUCCGCGGCGCCCAAAUCAUCUCCGAACUCAACCUCCUGCUCGCCGCCCAGCCGCCGGCGCCGUUCCUGACCGUGCUCAAGAAGCUCUUCGGCCAAGACCUGCGCGCCUUCCGCGCCCAGACCGACCCGUCGAAGCUCUUCUUUGCCGACCUCGGGCUGCUCGAGGUGGACGACGUGCCGCGUGUGCUCGGCGCGCGCAGGGCGGCGGCCCGCUACGUCGACGUCUUCCGCCGCGUCGAGAUGACCAACAAGGCCGGCCCCAAAGAGGAGACGCCCGAGGAGCAGCUGCAGCAGCGCGGCGGCCGCGGCGGCCCGCUGCAGUGGAGGCGGUGCGUGCGGUGCGCGGCCGUCAUGGAAGACGUCUUUGGCUCGCGGCCGGGGUUCACGUUUGUGCUGACGCAGCAGAGGAAGUGUUCUUGUGGUGGGUAUUGGGCGCUGCUCCCCAAGGCGUCCAUUGCGUGA